AGUUGACAGUAGAAUUAUUUUAUUAGUAAGUAUGUAGUAAGUGAUGAUGAGGGUUAUCGUUUGAUUACAAAGUUUUUGUUAAAAAUGUCCACUUUAAUGUGGUCGUGUCCAUGUUGCCUUCGGUUUAAAUUCAGUCCCGAAGAACUUGAACAACGCUACAAGAGCCACGAAAUCGACAAAAUUAUCGAAAAAGACAGACAAGCUAUGAAAAGACAGGUCAAACUCCUCUUGUUAGGCGCUGGGGAGAGUGGGAAAUCUACUUUUCUAAAACAAAUGAGGAUAAUUCAUGGUAUUAAAUUCGAAAACUAUUUAGUUAAGGAGUACCAACAAGUGAUUUAUCAAAAUUUAGUUAAAGGUAUGAAAGUGCUCGCGGACGCUAGAGACAAGUUGGGGAUACAGUGGGGAGAUAGUAAUAACGCGGAGUACGGUAAAAAAUUACUCGAAUUUGAUGGUAAAUUAGUACUGGAUUCGAGGAACUUUAGUCAAUUCUGUCCUAUUUUAUCUAAAUUGUGGAAAGACAGUGGUAUAAGAAGGGCGUAUGAACGCAGAAGGGAGUUUCAGUUGAGUGAUUCUGUAGAAUACUUUCUCAACAAUCUAGAUCGAAUAUCCCGACCGGAGUAUAUUCCAACAAAUCGAGAUAUUCUCCAUUGUCGAAAAGCUACCAAAGGUAUCACAGAAUGCGUGGUACCCAUUAACGGUAUCCCGUUUCUUUUCGUCGACGUCGGAGGACAGAGAUCGCAGCGACAAAAAUGGUUCCAGUGUUUUGAUUCAGUUACUUCCAUCCUAUUCUUGGUAUCUUCAUCUGAAUUUGAUCAAGUGCUGUUGGAAGAUAGGAAAACAAAUAGACUGGAAGAAGCGAGAGAUAUAUUUGAUACUAUUAUCAAUAACGUCAUCUUCAUUGGAGUUUCAAUUAUACUGUUUUUAAAUAAGUAUGAUUUAUUAGAAAAAAAGGUAGCGAAUCCUGAAACAGACAUCCGCUGGUACUUUCCACAAUUCAAGGGAAAUUCCCAUUCGAUGCAAGAUGUCCAAGCGUUCAUCCUUACGAUGUUCACAGCCAUCAAGCGGGAUCCAAAGAAACCUCUUUAUCACCAUUUUACCACCGCGGUUGAUACAGAGAACAUUAAGGUGGUGUUCAACUCCGUCAAAGACACAAUCCUCCACAGAAAUUUGGAAAUUUUGAUGCUUCAGUGAGAGUUGCGGAAAAUUAGAUUCACUAGGCUGUGUUCGAUGCAACAUAGAUUUUAUUAAGACUGAUUUAAAGUGGAUUUCUCAUUUUUUUUAAAUGUUGGACACCUAUAACAUUUUUUUAUUUUAAAAUGAACGGAUUCGAAGAAAAUAACGCAUCACUUCCCAAUGAAAAUAGUAUACGUAAUUAAAAUUUACGUAAUUCGUUUAUGGCGUUUAAACAGUUAUUAAAAGAUCCUAUAAAGUCGCCCGAAACUUUUUUUCAUGACAUCAUAGUCCCCGUUUUAGAAGUUCAUUGUUUUUCCAAACAUUUAUGAAUGGAAAUGAUCCGAUAUAUAAACAGUUUUACGACCGAUAUAAAAAAGAAACAAAUACAUUCCUGUUAUAAUUAGUUUCGGUGAAAAAUUUCGUGUUGCUUUCCAAUUUUUUUCCAAGAAAAUCCGGAAAAACCAAAAUAAUAAUCAUAUCGUGCCUGAUUUGCAGUAUGUUUAAUAACAUUUAUCAAUACUCAAAAUACAUUAUUUGGUCUUUCGACCUUCUAUUCGACCCUUCGAGCCUUCUAAUUGUAUUAUUUGGUCUUUUGAGCCGGUUAUAUAACAUAUGGAAGGUUAGAAAUAUCAAUAGAGUGAUUAUAAAGUUCAAAGGACCAAAUAGCGCCUGAUUUGCAGUAAAAAAUUAAAUACAUCGUUUAUUACUCUUCACUGAUGAUCAAAAUUAAUCAUUUUUGGUCCUUCAAGCCUCUAAUUAAACUUUUUGGUCUUUUGAGCCGGAUAUAUACCAUUUAGAAUGCUAGAAGGAUCAAAUAGUGUAAUUAGAAGGCUCGAAGGGCCAAAUAUCACCUGAUUUGCAAUAUAUUACUGAAUUAUACAUCGUUUAUUACCCUCAAUUGAUGAUAGAAAUUACAUAAUUUCGUCCUUCAAGGACUAUUAUUAUGGUAUUUUCUUUGGGAAAUGCGUUAUUUUUGCUUCGAAAAAUUAUUUUGUGGGUGGUACGAAGUUUAUUUCCACUAAGGAAUGACCAAAGAUAUUGUUUCUCAGCUUGAUUUCACCAGCUUGAUGAAAUUUUGCGAAAUGUAUUUUUAUUUGUAUUUAAUUGUAAAUGUAAAAAUGUAUGAAAAUUCACCUUUAGAUUUAUAUCGUUUUUAAAGUGGACACUUUAUAAAUAGUCUAUUUUUAAAAGUCUUCAGAAACAGCUCCGAUUUUGAUUAUUUUUUCAUGUAUAUUUUCCACAAUUCAGUUUUAUCUAUAUUUUUGUAAAAAAGAAAUGAAUUGCUAUGAAUUAGUGGACCAUAUGCAUAGUUUAUAUCUAAUUUGAGUAAAAUGUGACCUAGGAAGUGUAUGUUUCAUAAUUUUGACAUAUAUGUCAUCAUUCCUUUUGAUUUUGGUCAUUAAAGUGUGAUGUUUUGUACUAUUCGCCUUCGUUGGAACUGGAACAUAGUCCUACUUCAUAUUUGUAGUUAUUUGGAUUGCGGCCUUGUAAAUAUCAUUUUGUCUUACUAUACAUCAUAGUUGAUGCUAAAAUUUGAUUUUUUUGCUGUUAGAUGGUAAAUUGUGACUUCAUAUUUGAGAUUGUUUUUUUCAAAAUAUGAAACCAUCAGUGUCUUUUUCUCAAUUUUGACAAAACUGUUACUAUUUCAUUGGACUCUGUCAUCUAAAAUAUAAUUUUAUCUUACCUUACACAAUUGGUACUCCUAAAAUUCGAUUUUUUUGCUGUUAAAGGGUAAAUUGUAGCCAGAUUGUAUAUUUGAGGUUUGUUUUUCAAAACAUGAACCCAGAAGAGUCUUUUUCACAAUUUUGACAAUUUGUUUCCAUUUCGUUGGUUUGUGGCCUCUAAAAUCUGAUUUUGUCUUACUAGUUGCUGAUGAAAUUUGAUUUUUUUAACCAGUUAAAUACUGGAACAUAGUCCUACUUAAUAUUUAAGGUUGUUGCUUUCGAAUUAUGAUUACAGAAAUGCCUUUUUCACAAUACACCAUAGUUGACACUAAAAUUCGAUUUUUUUGCUGUUUAAUGGUUUUUUCCUAAAUAUGAUCCCAGCAGUGUCUUUCUCAUAAUUUUGACAAAUCUGUCACAAUUUCGAUGGAUUCUGGCCACAGUUGCUAAGCCAUUCGACUAACACAAUUGCAGUCAAGAAAAGGAUUGAUAUCAAAAUUGUAGCUUCUAUACAGUCUAAACACUCUAUUGUCUAUUUCAUCCCAAUUUUAGACAAAAAGUUAUGGUUUCCUUCUCUAAGCCAUGUAGAUGUGUCUAGCGAAGCUUUAGUACCAAUUUUGGACAUUAUUUGUUCCAAAUGACCAUUGUCAUCCCAAUGGAUUACCAUUUUCAGUAUAUGGAUUUUAUUGAAGAUUAAUGAUUGGUAUGACCAGAAGGAUUACCAUUUUUAGAUUAUUAAGAUACUAUGAUUAAUUUGAGAAUUUUUGUAAAAAAGAGCAGAAAAUAGAGAAGAACAAAAUUAUUCGUUAUAAAAACACUAGUUAUAAAUAUAUAUAAAAAAUUUUUAAAAAAAUUAUCAAAAUUUGAGUUGAUUCUAAGAAAAAACUAUUGAAUUGAUUUGUUCUCUACAUCAAACAUAUUUUAAUACAUGUAGUUGAAAUUUAUGAAAAAUUAUUCGAAUCUUUAAAAAAAAGCACAAUUAAGAUUUGCCUUAAUAAAUUACUAAUAAUUGUAAAUAAAUAUUUGUAAAAAAAUUAUUUUCAUAAGAAUUUACUGCGAUAGUAUUAUCUACAGCUGUGAAAAUGCUCUUCCAUAUUUUUUUUGAAUAUAUAUUGAAAAUGAGCAGCUUUUGAUACCAGAUUAUACUGUACCUACCAUAUACACUUUUGGAAACAUUAAUCAUUAUAAUUUUUUUUAAAUUAAUGUGAGGAUUAAUCUUUGACUUAAAGUUACUUGAUCUGCUAUUUAUCUUGUUGUCUCUAACAAAAAAAGUGUCAAAACAUCUAUUAAGACUAAGAACAACUAGUAGUAGUUUUUGAUUCGCUUUCUUAACAAUCAUUUUCCAAAAAUUCGUGCAUUUCCGUUGUCAAAUUACUGUUUGAUUCGUUUAUUUAAGAAUUGAUCAUUAAAAGGAUCUGAUUUUUCAUAAACAAAUUCUGUAAAAAUCAUUUUUGAACCAUAAAGGCAUCGAAAAUUAUUUUCAGUUCUUUUUGAGUCAUCAAAAGGAGUAAAGAUCCUUUUAGAUGUUUUACCACUUCCUUGCUCAAAAUUUACUCACAAACAUGUUAUUAGUAAACAUUGAUUUCCCUUACAAGGAAAAUUAUUCAAUUUAAAAAACUACCCUGUUUAGAUGGUCAUCAAAGUUUAAUGAAGAAAUCCUUUGUUUUAUUACUUUUUAAUAUGAUCCUUUAAUGGGAUAAUCAAGUAAUAUUAGUCAUUAAACCUAUAGUGACGCAAAAACAACUACUUUAUAUUUAUUAUAUUUUAUAGUACGAGGGUUAUUCGAAAAGUUGAGAUAUGUUUAUUUAUAAAACAACAAAUUAAACUUCUAAUGUAUCUAUUAAUUUAUAUAUUUUGUUUCUUACUGGUUCUUGUUUAAAUCUUCUUUUUUUCGGUUUAAGUGCAAUAUCUUCUAUUGUAUAGAUUUCUUUUUUUUUGGUAUGGGUGUAUUUCUUCAACCCAUGAAAAUAUCAAAGAAAAUAUAGUUCAAUUAGACGUUUUUUUGCUGGAUCGUGUAUAAGCACCUUAAACAAUAAGAUAAUUCAUGAAAUGCUACGAAAUAAUCCUGGUAAUUCCAUAUUUUAACGGAACAGAGUAAUUACGGUGCAUUUAUAAGGAUAAUAUGAUUUUUUUUACUGGUUUUUUUCCUGAUCAUGUGAAUACACACUUAAACAAUUAGAUAUUUUAUAAAUAAGAAUAAAAUAUGUAAAAAAUUACUUUGAUACGAUAACAAACGUUAUGAUAUUUUCACAAGAAGAAACUAAAAAUGGAAUUAAAUAAAAAAUAGACGUUUUCUUACCGGAUCUUGUAAGGGCAUCUCAAAAAAUUAGAUAUUUCAUAGAAAAUAGAAAGAAAAAGUAGAACACUUUGGUACGAUAAAAUUCAGAGAGAAACUUUGCGUGGAAAAUAGAAAGUAAAAGUAAAAGAUUACUUUUGUACAAUAAAAGCGUUAUAUUUUCACAUAAAGAAAUGAAAAAUAAAUUUAGAUAAAAAAAUAUACGAUUUUUCUGCCGAAUUGUGUAACCGCAUCUGACAAAAAUAGAUAUUUUAUGAAAAAUAAUGUGAAAUGUAGAAGAACACUCAGUACAUCACUUUUCAGAUCAUGGAGAAACUUGUACUGAAAUAGUUUCAUAAUAUCAUGUUUUUUCCAGCCUUAUUCCUCGAUAGAACUAUUUUGAAACAUUCAAGAUAUUUUUGCCAAACUUUUCUACCCGUCGGCUUGAUGUUCAGAACAUUAAACUCAAUUUCAGUGCUUCUUUUUACUUCAUUUUAAAAAGUCUUUCUUAUUUCAAUCUAAUCCUUUGAAUUAUCAUUCAAAUUACAGAAUAUUUUUCUGUAUAAUUUUUCCUUGGCACAUGGAAUUUUUUAACUUCUUUAGAGUACUAUGACUGAUGUCGUUUGAUCGUCUUUGUUUACCACUUUCAUUUUGAGCCACGAGAAGAUCUGUUCGACUAAAUUUUUUUAAUUUGCUGAUUUAUGGCAAUUUAGGGGCUCUGAAUCAGUUUACUCACAAAUUUCGUCACUUUGAUGUUUCGUAAAUAUUUUACCAAAUUUUUUCUAUCUAAUGGCCAAAUAUUGUUAUUUGUAACAAAAUACAAAAAUACCUGCAGUAACAGUUUAGAUCACCAACCUUAAAUUUUUUUUUACAAAAUGGCUUAAUAACAUACUGGGAUUAUUAGUUUGAAUUAACAAUUUUUAGGGCGUCCUUGUAUGUUUGAGAUGACCAAUUACUCAGGGAUUAGUAGAGUCACAAUAAUAUAUUAUUGACUUUUGUUUGAACUUUAGUAUUUUGUAAAAUGGAUAGAAUUUGUUAUAUUUGUUUCCAAAAGAAACGCCAAAAUUAUUCAUUCCAAAAAAAAUAUUAGAUUUUUAUUUAUUUUAAAUUAAUUAAUUAAUUAAUUAACCUGAAAUUUCUUUGGUUUAUAAUUUCAAAUGUAAAAAAAGAUAUUCUGUAAUUUGCAUUUCAUCGUAAUACAUAGUGUACAAAUUGUUUAUUAAAUUACUAUAUAU
Molecule: messenger RNA, 6344 nt
Organism: Diorhabda sublineata
Lineage: Eukaryota; Metazoa; Arthropoda; Insecta; Coleoptera; Chrysomelidae
Gene: cta
Product: guanine nucleotide-binding protein subunit alpha homolog
Exons: 3
Coding region: 85-1191 (368 amino acids)
Biological process (GO): Rho protein signal transduction; adenylate cyclase-modulating G protein-coupled receptor signaling pathway
Cellular component (GO): heterotrimeric G-protein complex; brush border membrane
Molecular function (GO): GTPase activity; G-protein beta/gamma-subunit complex binding; guanyl nucleotide binding
Source: RefSeq, a predicted model, not a curated record